This is a messenger RNA of Colletes gigas, 1021 nucleotides long. RefSeq names its product inositol monophosphatase 2-like. NCBI's taxonomy places the organism in Eukaryota, Metazoa, Arthropoda, Insecta, Hymenoptera, Colletidae. Gene Ontology annotation, biological process: inositol metabolic process; signal transduction; phosphatidylinositol phosphate biosynthetic process. Gene Ontology annotation, molecular function: inositol monophosphate 1-phosphatase activity. The record is from RefSeq and is a predicted model, not a curated record.
AUGACCGACUCGCACAACAUCGACGAAUACUACAACGUCGCCGAGGAACUAGUUCUAAAAGCAGGAAAAAUAAUAGAGUCUGCCAUUAAUUUAAACAAAAAUGUAAAAAUUAAAAGGAUCGAUUGGGAUCUUGUCACAGAAUACGAUCAAAAAAUAGAGGAUGAUUUACAGAAACAAUUAUCAGAAAUAUAUCCAAAGCACAAGUUUAUUGGUGAAGAAACGACUGCGAAAGAAAGUUGUUUACCAAAGCUGACCAAUGAUCCAACGUGGAUCAUAGAUCCUAUAGAUGGUACAACAAAUUUCGUACAUCGAUUUCCACAUACGUGUAUCUCUUUGGCGCUACAUAAUAAAAAAAUAGAAAUUGGGAUGGUGUAUAAUCCUCUAAUGAGACAAUUCUUUUCUGCAAAAAGGCAGAAAGGAGCUUUUCUAAAUGGACAUCCUAUAAAAACAUCGGACGUUACAGAUCUAUCUCAAACAUUAAUUGCAAUGGAACCAUGGAUUGCCAAAGAUUCAAAUUAUCUCGUCACUGUAUAUAGUAGAAUGCAUGCUUUAAUUCAAGGGACUCACGGAAUAAGAUCAUUAGGCACUGCUGCUCUUACGUUAUGUUAUGUUGCAAUGGGUGCAAUAGAAGCAUAUCAUAUCGAAAGUAUAGAUGCUUGGGAUGUUGCUGCUGGGAAACUGAUAAUAGAAGAAGCUGGAGGAACGGUAAUAGAUACGGCUGGGGGAGAAUUAAAUUUAAUAAAACCGAGAGUUAUAGCAGCUUGCAACCAUCAGAUUGCUGAUCAGCUGGUCGAUCUCUUUAAGCGUGCCGAUUUAAAAGCUAUCGAUAGAAAUUUAACAUAAACCUUUUUAAGUUAGAUAAUACCAUUAAGAUGUAAAAAGCUAUUUCAGGGAAUUGAGAUUUAUCCUCUUUUAACCCUUGUGUAGACAACCAAGUACCUGGGUACUCAUUUGUACAUCUCUUGUAAUAAUUUUUUAUGACCCCGUGAAAAUGUUAUACAACCGUUACAGAUUCCCAUUU